AUGUUUCACUGACAGUUUAAUUUUGGAAACUUACAAAUAACAAGCCCGUUACAUUAAUUAAUAAGUCCCGAUCAAUUUUUUUGACUCAUUGAGUUUAUCUUCAAAGUUCAAUGCCCAAUUAUGGUAAUGCAAAUAUUUGGCAAUCUUGUUUGACGUCACUUGCCAAACAUAUGACAUGAGACAAAAAUCAAGAAUAAAGAUGGUGUGAAAUGAUUAAAAGUUUAUUUGUGUUGCGACCAAGUUAUAAAUCAUUCCAAAAAUUAUUUAAUUUAUCUCUCAAGACUCGUAAUUACUUCACCUCAUCUAAAAUGGCUAAAAGUAAAUUUGAGUAUGUAAAAACAUUUGAAAUAGAAGACCGAUGUUUACCUGGGUGUUGGAUCGUCGUUAGGAUUGAUGGUAAAUCCUUUCACAGAUUUUCCGAUGUUCACCAUUUUGUUAAACCUAAUGAUGAGAGAGCUCUUGGGUUAAUGUCUCGUGCUGCACAGAAAGUUCUAGAAGAUUUCAAGGAUGUAGUUUUAGCGUAUGGUCAGAGUGAUGAAUUUAGUUUUGUUUUUAAAAAAGAUACGUCCGUUUACAACAGAAGAAACAGUAAAAUAGUGACGAAUGUAGUUAGUUUAUUUACGUCAGCGUUUGUUUUAUAUUGGCCGAGAUUCUUCAGUACACAAGAUCUACAAUAUCCUCCAUCAUUUGAUGGUCGAGUUGUUUUAUAUCCUAACGAUGAAAUAUUACGAGAUUAUUUAUCAUGGAGACAGGCUGACUGUCAUAUAAAUAAUUUAUAUAAUACGGUAUUCUGGAAAUUAGUUCAAGAUAAAGGUUUAACACCUGCACAAUCUCAACAACGACUCAAGGGAACAUUAUCCAGUGAUAAAAAUGAAAUCUUAUAUUCUGAAUUUGAUAUUAAUUAUAACACAUUACCAGAAUUAUACAGAAAAGGAACAGUUUUAAUACGCAAUAAGGAGACUGAUGGAUCUAAUGAAGCUAAAAGUAAAUCGAGUUUUUCCAAUUCUCAUAAAUCAAACUUAUUUAGUCCGAGAAUCAGUGUUCUACAUGUGGAUAUUAUUAGUGAAUCUUUCUGGCGAGAACACCCCGAAAUAUUAAACUCUAAAAAAUCAUGAUAGACAGAAAAAAAUGAAUGAAAUGGGUUUAAAGUCCUACUGUGCUGCACCAAUGAAGAGGGUAUGAUAGACAGACAAUAUUAAAAAGGCCAUGUGCUUCAGGGAGGAAUAAAUUAUGAAUUACUUUAUUUGUAUAGAAAAUAGAACUGGAUAAUUUUGAUUAGACCGGAAUAUCUAGUCUUUUAUUUGGCUGUUUUUGAUAUUGUGACAAUAUGCCAAUUAAAGACUAGAUUAUGUUGAACCGUUCAAAUGACAAGAAAGCUGAAUAACUAUUACAAAUAUAUCAAAAUAAUAUAUGGAUUUAGGACUGCUGAUGCCAGGACAAUUGCCCUUCUCUAGACAAUUGCCCCCCAGAUAUAUAUAUUUUUUUAAUGAAUAUCUUCUGAAGUAGUUUUUUGAAAUAAAAUAAUCAGUGUA
This is a messenger RNA of Patella vulgata (common limpet), 1532 nucleotides long. Its product is annotated as probable tRNA(His) guanylyltransferase. Gene Ontology annotation, molecular function: magnesium ion binding; tRNA guanylyltransferase activity. Lineage: Eukaryota; Metazoa; Mollusca; Gastropoda; Patellidae. The record is from RefSeq and is a predicted model, not a curated record. Gene Ontology annotation, biological process: tRNA modification. The transcript is spliced from 7 exons. The coding region runs from base 210 to 1115 and encodes 301 amino acids.